Messenger RNA from Harpia harpyja (harpy eagle), 2361 nucleotides. It is a transcript of the gene CALR3, whose product is annotated as calreticulin 3. Gene Ontology annotation, biological process: protein folding. Gene Ontology annotation, molecular function: calcium ion binding. Lineage: Eukaryota; Metazoa; Chordata; Aves; Accipitriformes; Accipitridae. Gene Ontology annotation, cellular component: endoplasmic reticulum; endoplasmic reticulum membrane. The transcript has 9 exons. The record is from RefSeq and is a predicted model, not a curated record. Bases 135 to 1400 code for a protein of 421 amino acids.
CGCUAAGCCAAUCUGAUUCCGUUUCACGAUAAGCGAGGGAAGCGCAGCCAAUCAGAGCUCGCGGCGGAAAAGGCGCCAGGCCGAUGUUGGUCGGAGGCGCGAGGGCAUGAGUCCCUGUGAGGGCGGCAGCGGCCAUGGCGGCGGCUGGGCUGAGAGGGCGCGGUGGGAGAGUCCCGGCCGUCGUCGCGCUGAGGCUGGCCCUGCUCCUCGGAGCCGCGCUGGGCUCUGCCCGGGCCAGGGUGUAUUUCCAGGAGCAGUUUCUGGACGGAGUCAACUGGCAGAAGAGGUGGAUUAAUUCUGAGUACAAGGCAGACCUUGGGAGGUUUAAGCUCACUGCAGGGAAGUUUUACGGACAUCCGGUGCGAGAUAAAGGUCUACAAACUAGUGAAAACUCUAAAUUUUACGCUAUCUCCUCACGAUUUAAACCAUUUAGUAACAAAGGGAGGACUCUGGUUAUUCAGUAUACUGUGAAACAUGAGCAGAAGAUAGAUUGUGGUGGGGGAUACGUUAAGAUUUUUUCCUCAGACUUGGACCAGAAGAACCUAAGGGGAGAUUCACAUUAUUACAUCAUGUUUGGGCCAGAUAUUUGUGGAUCCGACACAAAGAAAGUCCAUGUUAUUUUAAAUUACAAGAAUAAACCCCAUCCAAUCAAGAAACCAAUCAGAUGCAAGGUUGACGGAUAUACACAUUUAUAUACUUUGAUUAUAAGGCCAGAUCAGACUUAUGAAGUAAAAAUUGAUAACGAAGUGGUUGCAUCUGGCAACUUAGAAGAUGAUUUAGAUUUUUUGCCACCAAGGAAAAUUAAUGAUCCAACAGUGAGGAAACCCACUGACUGGGAUGAUCGAAUCCAAAUUGAUGACCCAAAUGACAUUAAACCCAAGGAUUGGGAUGAACCUGAAUACAUUAUGGACACUAGUGCUGAGAAACCUGAAGGCUGGGAUGAUGCUGCAAAUGGAGAAUGGCAUUAUCCUAUGGUCAAGAAUCCUCUAUACAGAGGGGAAUGGAAACCAAGGCAGAUUGAUAACCCAAAUUAUAGAGGAGUUUGGCCUCAUCCACAGAUUGACAAUCCAAAUUACUCACCAGACUCCAGCAUCUAUAGCUAUGAAAAUAUUAGCAUCAUUGGACUAGAUAUCUGGCAGGUGAGAGCUGGCACAAUUUUUGACAACUUCUUGAUAACAGAUGAUGAGGUUUAUGCAGAAGACUUUGGAGAUGAAACAUGGGGAGAAACGAAGGGUCCUGAAAAGGAAAUGAACAUAAAGCAGACUGAGGAAGAGCAGGAGAGAGAAAGGGUUACAGAAGAAAAAUACUUUGAGCAACGGUUUAAGAAAAAGCUAGAGAGAAAAAAAGAAUCUGGAAAGGUUAGAGCAGUGAGGAACACUAUUGAGAAGGAAGAGCUUUAAUUGUUAUUUGAAAGAAGUUCACUUUUUUUUUUAACUUAAGUCUCUCUAUAGAGAUUUUGGUUGCUAACAGCUUGUUGGAAUCUGCAGUGAUACAGUUGUAUUAAAACAGGAUUUUUUAAAAAAUUCAAUGUUAAAUUUUGUAACCAGUUUCGGUUAUUUUUAAUAAAAAUACCAUAACAUAGUUAAAUUCUCUAUAGAAAUGUUGGUUUUUUAUUAACUGUAUCUUAGCCCUCCUAAAAUAUAUUAAAAACACCUGUAAUAAAGUACUAGGUUUUGAAAGUGUUCUAUACUUUCAUGGUUUAAUAUUAAAUGUAAAAUUCAUGCUCAUUUUUGUUGAGGAAAUAUCAUAAUAAUCUUUUUAUAUUUCAUUAAAGGGUUGAGCACGUCAAAUGCGUGAAGCAUGUUUCACAACAUACUCCAAACUAAGGAGGAGAUAAGCUUUGCUAAGCUUCUGUAGUAAUUGUGCACCUGUCAGAGUUUCAGGGAUUACUGCAGCUGCAUAGCUACCGCAAACACACCGUGGCUGCUCUCGGCUGUUCUGCCAUUGCUUAUCUGCUGAUGGAACGUUCUAGCUCUCUGUCUCAGUGUGGGACCUGAGUGACUAUAGACAGACAGUCUGUCCACAAAUCUGUCCUUAGAAGUUUAAAUGUAUUCAGACAAUUUUUUCCCCUUCAAAAAUCUGAAAUGAACACAUAACAGUGCUUGGAAGCUGUCUUAAAAUAUACUUUUUUUUUUUUUUUUUCUCGUGGGGGGGGUGGAAUUUGAAACUGAAAGAUGUGUCUAUUUUUGUCUGACCAGUCUUGUAACUCACUCAUGUAACUUGUUCAGUCACUUCCUUCAUUGCUUCUCAGGUCCUUCUGCUCUUCUGCAUUUCCUUCCCCCCCUGCCCCCCCCAAACUAAUGCUAUAAAUUUAGCAAAAACUGAAGCCAGACCUCCAGAGCCAAUGGUUUUGCAUUUACC